AUUCUUUCUGGCUCUCUAGUUAGCUGAACGUGUAGCUAGUUUACAGCUAACGGGUUAUAGCCAACUACUUAACGCUACCGUUAUUUGUUAAGCUUGGAGUUAACAUAGUUUUACUGCUCUAGGGGAAGCACAAUUAUAAUUUAUUAGAAGUUCUAUAAUUUUCUCUUGACAUAGUUGUCACAUUCACGAUUAAUUUAUGUAGCGUCAUUAGUAUAACACUCGGUAAAAGGAAUGAAUAUCAUAGCGGUUACUUGCUAGCAUAGCUAACGCUAACACAACUUUGGCUAAUAACGUUAGCUAGCUAGCUAGCUAGCUUGUCUGGCUGGCUUUGGGAAGCACAGUUGUGUACGGUGGUCAUCUCUAAUGAGCAGGUAACAACAGACAAGUUACCUUCGGAUUUCGUUGUUUUAGGCUAAGUCACCCGAAAAUAGAGAUGAGCUGUCAGGGUGAUCACACCCCUCCAACGAGGGUGUUGGUGACAGGAGGAUCCGGCUUGGUGGGCAGGGCUAUACAGCAUGUGGUCAAAGAGGAGGGGGGAGCCAAGGAAGGGGAAGAAUGGAUAUUUCUCUCCUCCAAAGAUGCCAACCUCACGAACAUGGAGGAGACACGGGCAGUGUUUGAAAAAUAUCGGCCGACCCACGUCAUUCACCUGGCUGCUAUGGUGGGGGGGCUUUUCAAGAACAUGAAGUAUAACCUGGACUUUUGGAGAAACAAUGUCUACAUCAACGAUAACGUGCUGCAGGCAGCACAUGAAGUUGGCGCCGUCAAGGUUGUUUCUUGCUUGUCCACCUGCAUCUUUCCGGAUAAAACCACCUACCCUAUUGAUGAGACCAUGAUCCACAAUGGUCCACCUCAUGAGUCGAACUUUGGCUAUGCCUAUGCAAAGAGAAUGAUUGAUGUUCAUAACAGGGCGUAUUUCCAGCAGCAUGGGAGUUGCUAUACAGCUGUGAUUCCCACUAAUGUGUUUGGUCCCCAUGACAACUUCAGCAUUGAGGACGGUCAUGUGCUGCCAGGCCUAAUUCACAAAGCUUACAUUGCUCAAAAGGAGGGAAAUCCCUUGGUGGUCUGGGGCUCCGGCACUCCCAGAAGACAGUUCAUCUACUCUUUGGACCUGGCUCGUCUCUUCCUGUGGGUCUUGAGAGACUAUUCAGAGGUUGAUCCAAUCAUUCUCUCUGUUGGAGAGGAGGAUGAAGUGUCCAUCAAAGAAGCUGCAGAAGCAGUUGUGCAAGCACUGGACUUUAAAGGGGAAGUGGUGUUUGAUACCGGUAAAGCAGACGGCCAGUUCAAAAAGACAGCCAGCAAUGCAAAGCUGCAUCGCUACCUGCCAGACUUCACCUUCACACCCUUCAAAAAAGCUUUAAAGGAAACCUGUGAUUGGUUUGUUGCCAACUAUGACACAGCCAGGAAGUGAACGCUCUGCCAAUCAAUUUGGUACAAAGUCUGGUGACCUAUGACCCGCUCUGUUGGAAGAGGGG
This is a messenger RNA of Etheostoma spectabile (orangethroat darter), 1475 nucleotides long. Its product is annotated as GDP-L-fucose synthase. Lineage: Eukaryota; Metazoa; Chordata; Actinopteri; Perciformes; Percidae. Gene Ontology annotation, molecular function: GDP-L-fucose synthase activity. The transcript has 10 exons. Bases 434 to 1411 code for a protein of 325 amino acids. The record is from RefSeq and is a predicted model, not a curated record. Gene Ontology annotation, biological process: nucleotide-sugar biosynthetic process.